AUAUAAAUAUAUUCAAAACCUCAGGUCGCGGAUCAUUUAAAUUCGUCGGACGACAGGUGCCCAAGCCAGCCUCAUAAAUGGCGGGCAACACCACUACAGUACUCCCGCAGUAGAUCCAAUCCCAUUAAAAGCACAUUUCCAUUUCUACCCCUCUCUUUCAUUUCUCUUCUUCCAAUCUCGAUCUCAGCUGCCCCAUCACAAAAUUUCAAAAUUCCAUGACUACCCCUCGCCCACCCCACGAGACGUGGGACGGCAUGCUCCCGGGCCCACCGAGCCGCAGCAACGGCGGAUGCGCGGACUGCAGUCCGUCGGGCCUCCUGGCGUACGGCUCCGGCAGCAGCGUCGUCAUUGUCGACACCCGGUCGAUGCAGCUCGUGUCCGCCAUCCCGAUGCCGGCCCCGUCCCCGAACUCCCUUGCGCCCUUCGUCACCUCCGUGCGGUGGACCCCACAGCCCCUCUGCCGCGACCUUCUCACCUACGAGCCAUCCAAUUCCCACCUCCGCCUCGCGGUCGGUGAUCGCCAGGGCCGCAUCGCUCUCCUUGACUUUCGCGCCGGCCACGUUGUGCUCUGGUUCGACUUCGAACACCCCGACCGCUCGUCCAAGCUCGGCGUCCAGGAUCUGUGCUGGGGCCGCUCCGAGUCCUGGCUCCUCGCGUCCCUCAGUGGGCCAUCCCUCCUCGCUCUCUGGAAUGCGUCCACCGGCCGCUGCAUCUGGAAGUACGAUGCCUCCCCCGAGUACUUCUCUUGCAUCCGCCGCGAUCCCUUCGAUUCUCGGCACCUGUGUGCCGUUGGCCUCAGAGGCUUCCUCCUCUCCGUUAAGAUCCUGGGCGAAAGGGGCGAAGACGAUGUCGUAAUUAUGGAGCAGCAGAUCCCUGUCGGCGACUACACUGCGGAGUUGCAGAAGCUUGAGAAGGAAGCUGCUGCGGCUCCAUUCUCACCUGCGCUGGCCGUGUUCCCGCUUUUCUUCGUGAAAUUGGGGUUCUCGCCUCACUGGAAGAAUAUUAUAUAUGUGAGUUUCCCCAAGGAGCUGGUCGUGUUCGAUCUGCAGUAUGGGGCGGCACUGUCCUCGACCACGCCUCCACGUGGGUGCGGGAAGUUCGUGGAUGUCAUGCCGGAUCUGGACAACGAUCUGAUCUACUGCGCUCACCUUGAUGGGAAGCUGACAGCCUGGAAACGGAAAGAAGGAGAACAGGUGCACAUGCUGUGUACAAUGGAAGAGUUAAUGCCGUCUAUUGGGACCACUGUUCCUUCUCCUACUGUUCUUGCUGUCGUCCCAUGCCAAUCGGAAUCUGCUCUUCAAAAUGUUAGUAGCAAUUAUUCUGAUGUACCCCAUACUUCUUCUCCAUAUGCUGUAAAUUAUGCUACUCCAGAUUUCUCCUGUGAGCCACUUGUUGUUUCCGAAGCAUAUUUGAUCUCCAUUUCUGAUGAUGGGAAGAUAUGGAAUUGGCUCAUAACUGCUGAAGGGGCUAGAGAUGUUAAAAAGACUACGUCAGAUUUGACCAUGCUUGCUGAUGUUGGCCAAUUGAGAAUUCCAGAUUCACAUGGUGAAUCAGCAGAUACUUCUGUUGAUGGAUCUGCACUGAGUGUUGUUGAAGAGUCUGAGCCUGUGAAUCGCAAUGUUAGCUGCCCAUCAAGCUCAACCUUUACCAAAUCAGAGUUGUCAUUGAAGAUCAGCUUGGUUGGCCAGCUUCAUUUACUUUCUUCAACUGUGACAAUGCUAGCUGUACCAUCUCCUUCUUUAACUGCUACUUUGGCUCGUGGGGGCAACAAUCCUGCAGUUGCAGUUCCACUGGUUGCAUUAGGAACACAAAGUGGAACCAUUGAUGUCAUUGAUGUUUCUGCCAAUGCAGUUGCGGCAAGCUUUUCUGUUCACAGUAGCAUUAUUCGGGGAUUAAGAUGGCUUGGAAAUUCUCGGCUGGUAUCAUUUUCAUAUGUUCAGGUGAAUGACAAAGUUGGUGGCUAUACUAAUAGACUUGUUGUGACCUGUCUUAGAAGUGGUCUUAAUCGAACAUUCCGGGUCCUACAAAAGCCAGAACGUGCUCCUAUAAGAGCUUUAAGAGCUUCUUCAUCUGGAAGGUACCUCCUUAUUUUGUUUCGUGAUGCUCCAGUAGAAGUAUGGGCUAUGACAAAGAGUCCCAUUAUGCUUAGAUCAUUAGCCCUUCCAUUCACAGUAUUGGAGUGGACGCUUCCAACUGCACCUCGGCCACUUCAAAAUGGGCCUUCUAGACAAUCAUCAUUAUUCUCGAAAGACAAUAGUAGUCCUGUUGCUUCAGCUGUCACAGCUUCUCCUACAAAAGCAUCUUCAACAGAUUCUAUAUGCUGCAACAAGCAACUGCAUUUUGCAGAGGCAACAAGCUUAGAAGGAUCUUCUGAUGACACGUCUGAAAGUUUUGCAUUUGCAUUAGUCAAUGGCGCUCUUGGAGUCUUUGAGGUUCAUGGACGAAGGAUCCGAGACUUCAGACCAAAAUGGCCUUCUUCUUCAUUUGUUUCAUCUGAUGGAUUAGUUACUGCUAUGGCAUACCGGCUUCCACAUGUAGUCAUGGGGGACAGAUCAGGGAACAUACGUUGGUGGGACGUGACAACAGGAUUUUCUUCAUCAUUUAAUACUCACAGGGAAGGAAUACGGAGAAUCAAAUUCUCCCCUGUUGUUCCCGGAGACCGUAGCCGAGGGCGUAUUGCUGUACUAUUUUACGACAACACCUUUUCAAUAUUUGAUCUUGAUACACAGGAUCCACUAGCCAAUGCCCUGUUACAACCACAGUCUCCUGGAACCCUUGUACUGGAGCUUGAUUGGUUGCCUUUGCGAACAGACAAAAAUGAACCACUGGUAUUAUGCAUUGCUGGGGCUGAUAGUAGCUUUCGCCUUAUUGAGGUUAACAUUGGUGAACCAAAGUCCCCGUUGGGAUCCCAGCCAAGAGCCAUUAAAGAGAGAUUCCGGCCAUUGCCACUAUGCUUGCCCAUUUUGUUUCCUACAGCACAUGCCUUGGCUUUACGGAUGAUCUUGCAAUUGGGGGUAAAGCCCUCUUGGUUCAAUACAUGCAGUACAACCACAGAUAGGUUUCCUGACCAUAUUCGAGGGAAUGCUCCAAUAUCUGCUGGAGACCUUCGUGGUUACAUGAUCGAGUCAAACCUUCCACCUGUUGGUGACUCUGUGGUGCCAGAAUUGCUUCUAAAGGUGUUAGAACCAUAUCGAAGAGAAGGAUGCAUACUCGACAGUAACAGAGCAGAGCUGUAUGCUACUAUAGUAAAUAAAGGUUCAGCAGCAAGGUUGGCCUUUGCUGCUGCAAUCUUCGGAGAAUCAUCAGAAGCCCUUUUCUGGUUACGGUUGCCUCAGGCUCUGUACCAUUUGAUGGAUAAAUCAUCUAACAAGACUGCUCACAGAGCUUCUCUAUCAGCAUCUAUUCCUGAACUUGGAGGCAUGUCUACGCCAAAUAGGAUAACAUCGAUGAGAAAAUCAAUGUCAGUAAAGGAGAAAAGAGAUAAUAGGAGUUAUGGGGGACUUAAGUUGAUGGCCUUCAAACAAGAAGAAUUGUGGGAAAGUGCCAGUGAGCGAAUUCCUUGGCAUGAAAAAUUGGAGGGAGAAGAGGCAAUCCAAAAGCGUGUUCAUGAGCUUGUCUCCAUUGGAAACCUAGAAGCAGCAGUGACUUUGCUGCUCUCUACCCCUCCAGAGGGCUCCCAUUUUUAUCCCAAUGCUCUCCGAGCAGUUGCACUUUCUUCUGCUGUUUCAAGGUCAUUGCAUGAACUUGCUGUUAAGGUUGUUGCAGCAAACAUGGUUAGAACUGACAAAUCAUUAUCUGGGAUUCAUCUUCUAAGUGCUGUUGGAAGGUAUCAAGAAGCCUGUUCUCAGCUACAAGAUGCUGGGUGCUGGACGGAUGCAGCGACUCUAGCGGCCACUCAUUUACAGGGAUCAGAUUAUGCAAGGGUGUUGCAAAGAUGGGCGGAUCAUGUCCUUCACACUGAACAUAACAUUUGGAGGGCCCUCAUCUUGUUUAUUGCAGCUGGUGCAUUGCAUGAGGCAUUAGCAGCACUCCGUGAUGCGCAGCAGGCAGACACAGCUGCGAUGUUGUUACUCACAUGCCAUGAAAUAAACGCAGAAAUUGUCUCGAAAUCUAGAAAGCCAGAUGAGUUGUCAAGGCCUGUAGCUGGAGAAAAACAACCGUUUGUCUUGCCUGGUAUAAAUCCGGAUCAUGAAGAUGUGCUUGCAGUUGGUGAAUAUUUUGGACAGUACCAGCGCAAAUUGGUACAUCUUUGCAUGGAUGCAGCCCCACUUUUCGACUGAGGCAGCAGGAAGGUUUUGGCGAAAAAGGCCUGCCAUGUCGGUACGACCAUUUAAUUGACAUUCAAAGUGCAAGGCUUUAUUUUUUUGCAUCGGUGGCGGCUGGUUUUGUCUUCACAAUCAGAGGUGUGUAUGGUGUCAAAUAAACCACUUUGCUGCACGGUACUUCAAGAUUUAUGGAGGCUACCAACUUAUGAUGGGUUUGUUGGGACAGACAACUUGGUUUACAAGCAAACCCACAAUUCGGUUUUUGGAUUCAUGGGACAGAAGACAGUUUACAAGGGAAACCUGCACCCGCAUCUUGCGUUCUUUGGGUUGCCGUUUGAUUGAUGAAACCUGAUGCAUUAUUUGGCAAAUGAGGUUAUCUACACAAGGUGGCUGGUUCCUCAUUUUCAAUUAAUGAAACAUGAUGCAUUAUUUGGGUAAAUGAAGUAUCUACACAAGGUGGCUGGUUCCUCAUUCUGUUGCAUAAGGUACUGAUUUUAAUUGCAGCAAUGGUAAUAUGGAUGCAAUUGUAUCAUGGAGUGAUAUCAUAUCUAACCGGAAAUGGAGAUUUUGUUUGUGAUUGAUGUUUCAUUGGAAGUAUUCAAAAUUAAAUGUAAGGAAUUUUUUUGUUAUUCAUGGAGAAUUGAUGAUGAUAAUGAUCAAAGCGCAAAGAUAUGAUUUGUAUGCUAA
Messenger RNA from Magnolia sinica, 4952 nucleotides. RefSeq lists its product as uncharacterized. The record is from RefSeq and is a predicted model, not a curated record. The transcript is spliced from 20 exons. Gene Ontology annotation, cellular component: cytoplasm. NCBI's taxonomy places the organism in Eukaryota, Viridiplantae, Streptophyta, Magnoliopsida, Magnoliales, Magnoliaceae. The coding region runs from base 216 to 4280 and encodes 1354 amino acids. Gene Ontology annotation, molecular function: protein binding.